This is a messenger RNA of Penicillium daleae, 1347 nucleotides long. RefSeq lists its product as uncharacterized. Lineage: Eukaryota; Fungi; Ascomycota; Eurotiomycetes; Eurotiales; Aspergillaceae. The coding region runs from base 1 to 1347 and encodes 448 amino acids. The transcript is spliced from 2 exons. Gene Ontology annotation, molecular function: transcription coregulator activity. Gene Ontology annotation, cellular component: mediator complex. The record is from RefSeq and is a predicted model, not a curated record. Gene Ontology annotation, biological process: regulation of transcription by RNA polymerase II.
AUGUCUGAUCGCACCCCUUCCACAACCUUCCCAGCCGGACCUCUCUCACCUUCGUCACCCGCUGCCGGAUCUGCUCUUAAAGAGAGCCGCCAGCUCCCCGUCUCCUCGGACCAUAUUCCUCAAACCCCGACAUCGCCUCCGUUGAUGUCGGUCAGCGAUCAGAACAAUGUCUCCAACUUUACAUCCUCCCAAGCAUCACCGAAUCAGGCGACGACUCACCACCACCACCCUCCGCACACCUCCUCUCCUCCCUCUUCCACGCCCAUGUCAACCCAAGUCUCUCAGCAGGCGACUGUGAGUACGACGAACUCUUUUCCUACGCCGGCUAGCAGCGUGAGUGGCCAUCUAGCGAAUGCGACAUCAGCGGAAGACGCAGAUUUUAAAGCUUUGCCCGGGGGAACACAGGAAUCUACAAGAAACAUGGGCGACGGAUCAGAUUAUCAGACGACAGAACACAGACGAACCGAUCACGACCGGCAGCCUUUGGCGACUGCUUCGACGGUAGCUGGUGUCCGCGACUUUGCCACUGGGCUUACUUCAGACCCCGACGCCAUGGACCUAGAUAAGGAGCCUGCGUUGCACAGCGACACGCGAAAUCUCGGCUUAGACUCCCUUCAGAAGGAGUUCACUUCGGCCUUUCACCUUUGCAAGAGCUCGCCUAUUGCUACUGGUCCUGAUCCCUCGUGGGAUCUCAUAUCCCUCUACGGGCUUGGCUCAGUUGCGCAAUCGGUUGCACGAAUUCACCCCGUUACUGGCGAAAAGAUCAACCGGCUACGAAAGUCAUACGAAGGGAAAUUGAAGCCUAUGGGCCUUGCGGGUAAAAACAAGCCGAUCAAGCAGGACUCGAGCAAGGAGGGCAGCUUGAGGUAUCUAACGUUGUGGCCGGAGGAAGAAUGGCAGAACCAAAAGGUCUUUGGGAAGCAAAUCAAGACUGCAGAUAUGGACUCUGCGCUGCUCAGUCUCCAAACCAAUGCCAUGCAGCUGCAACCUGGUAUUGCACCGAACAAUGACUUCUGGGAGGAUGUGCUGGGCCUGGAGAAGCCGGCGAAGGCCCAGGGUCCCGGCGAUGCUGGCAAGAAGGCCGCGCCAACUCCAAGUGGCCGGCCUGCUACUCAAGCGAAUGUGACAAGUGGCGCGGGGGCUCAAGACUUGGGUGAUAGGGCACGUCCCAGCCGUGGUCGCAAGAGGCAUUAUGAUGAUAACAGCUUCGUCGGUUAUGGCGAAGGCUAUGCGGAUGAUGAUGAUGACACCGGUUUCUACUCCAAUGGAGAAGGAUCCGGCAAAAAGAAACGCAAGAAGGUUGGUCUCGCCGUGCAAUCUCCGUUGUAUGUGAACGUUGCAACCUAA